Bactrocera latifrons is the source of this 1254-nucleotide messenger RNA. Its product is annotated as UDP-GlcNAc:betaGal beta-1,3-N-acetylglucosaminyltransferase-like protein 1. Bases 61 to 1248 code for a protein of 395 amino acids. NCBI's taxonomy places the organism in Eukaryota, Metazoa, Arthropoda, Insecta, Diptera, Tephritidae. The transcript is spliced from 5 exons. The record is from RefSeq and is a predicted model, not a curated record.
CAAUCAGAUUGUUGUGUUGCUGCCGGCAAUUGUAUUUUUUGUUGUAAGUCAUCCCCAUCAAUGAGCGAGGACACAGUGUCUAUAAUUGUCACUGUGCUCAAUGGCGAAAAGUGGGUUGACAAUUGUUUUCGGUCGAUACUCCGACAAUGCACAGCUGUUCAUGUGCAAAAGCAGCAACAACAAUCAAAACAAAUGCAGUCAGCACAACACAAGUGGGAGGACGGCAAUGGGUUGUUGGAACAUGUGACAUCACAGCCCGAAACAGAGGAAGUGGAAAGCAAGCAAAAGUUUCAAAUUGAGGUUUGUGUCUUCGAUGAUUGCAGUACGGAUGGCACAAGAGAAAUGUUGACAAUUUGGCAACGCAAAUUUCGUAGACAACGGAUACGGAUGUUUAUAGUGCGAAAUGAAAGUGAAAAGCCCAAAGGAGUGGGUUAUGGCCGCAAUCGCGCUAUAGAGCUGGCGAGCGGUGCCUACUUGUGCUUUCUAGAUAUCGACGAUGAAAUGCUGCCAACGCGUAUACAACAACAAUAUUUGCUGGCGCGCGCCAAUAAGGAUGCCCUCAUUGGCUGCAAGUUCGUGCGCACGCCGCCGAAUUCCACCUGUCGCUUCACGCGUUGGGCAAACGAAUUGGAUGCCACAAAACUGCCGUUACAGAUAUACACUGCCAAUGGACCGACGGUGAUUAUGCCCACUUGGCUAUGCCAUCGUCGCGUCUACGAACGCAUACCAGGUGGCUUUUGCGAACGCGGCCAUGGCACGCCCGAAGAUCUUAUCUUUUUCUAUGCGCAUCUCGAUCGCGGUGGACGCGUGCUGCGUAUCAAUGAAUGCCUGCUGCUCUAUCGUUAUCAUGCGGCGGCAACCACAUUCUCAAUUGUUGCCGAAACUAUUUGGCAAUUGCGUAUGCAACAUUUGCUCACGCAUGUGUUGUGUUGCGAGCCGUGGUGCAGUGGUUUCACCAUAUGGAAUGCGGGUAAACGUGGACGUAAGUUUUUUCGCGAGCUGCCACAAGCGUUCAAGUGCAAAGUGCGUGCCUUCUGUGAUGUGGAUGAGAAGAAAAUUAACAAAUCUUACAAUCAUUACGACGUGAAGACGCACCGUUUCACGCACGUAGUGCCCAUCGUGCAUUUCACUCAUGCGCGUCCGCCGCUGCUUAUUUGUAUGAAAUUAGAUCUCACCAAUGGUGCUUUUGAAGCGAAUUUAAAUAGUUUAAAUUUAUGCGAAGGACGUGAUUACAUAUUAUUCACGUGAAUUGUG